Molecule: messenger RNA, 2577 nt
Organism: Drosophila santomea
Lineage: Eukaryota; Metazoa; Arthropoda; Insecta; Diptera; Drosophilidae
Product: serine/threonine-protein kinase SIK3
Exons: 7
Coding region: 514-1893 (459 amino acids)
Biological process (GO): protein phosphorylation; intracellular signal transduction; microtubule cytoskeleton organization
Cellular component (GO): cytoplasm
Molecular function (GO): ATP binding; tau-protein kinase activity; protein serine/threonine kinase activity
Source: RefSeq, a predicted model, not a curated record
UUCUGUAAUUACACGCGAGUUGGCCCAGAACCGAGGGAGGCACGCCAACAAAAAGGACAAAGCCAAGGAAGAACCAACAGGACCAACAGGACCAACAGGACCAACAAGUUGCCAGCCCAAUCAGGAACUCGAUUCCCAGGAAGCGAAAGCAGCAAAACGGCAGCCGUGGAUACCAAGGAGCUGCGCAGCUCAGCCACUGUGAAGGUGACGUCGGCGCCCCCCCCGCUGACGACGCUGCCCCCCCCGACGAAGACGACGACGCCCCUGACAAUUUGUCAGCCGCCCCCGCCCACUCCGCCCUACCAGCGGCUCACCAAGGCGCUGCAAUGCGAUCCGCGCUGCGGCCACGAGGUAACCAUCGGCCGUCGCAUUGGCCUCUACAGAUUCUGUGGCGACAUCGGACGCGGCAACUUCUCCAAAGUGAAACUCGCUGUCCACCAGCUGACGCGUGACAAAGUGGCCAUUAAGGUGGUGGACCUGGAUCGGGCCGGACUCGAUGCCAAGGCGCUGCGAAUGCUGUCCAGCGAGAUAGCCACUCUCGAGUGUGUUCACCAUCCAAAUAUACUGAGGCUUUUCGAGGUGGUUGAAACUCUGGGCCGGGUCUACCUGGUCACCGAGUGGAUUCGCGGUGGCGAGCUGUACAACCACAUCACCCAAGGCGGUCCACUGAGGGAGAUUCAUGCGGCUCCGCUGCUGAAGCAGCUCCUCCUGGCAGUCAAACAUAUGCACAGUCUGGGCUACGUGCAUCGGGACAUCAAGGCGGAGAAUGUCCUGCUCCUCUCCGAGGAUCGCCUCAAGCUGGCCGACUUCGGUUUCAGCACCCAACUCAUCAAUGGUGCCAAUCAAAAGCUCGACACGUUCUGCGGAUCCCCGCCGUAUGCGGCCCCCGAGCUCUUCUCCGAUGACCACUACAUUGGAGCACCCGUGGAUGUGUGGGCCCUGGGCAUCCUGCUCUACUUCAUGGUGGUCGGAAACAUGCCCUUCCGGGCACCCACGAUUCCCGGCCUGAAAGCGGCCAUCCUGAAGGGCGACUAUCUGCUGCCCGGUCAGCUCAGCUUGCCCUGCAUAAGACUUAUACAACGCAUCCUGAUCCACAUACCCGCCCAGCGGCCAACCAUCGACGACAUGCUGAACAGCCAGUUUGUGACCUGUCCCAAGCUAAGCGCAGACCUGAUGCAGUGGGAGAUCAACCAGCACAGCAAGCCGGUCAAGAGGUCCAUCUUCUGGGUGCGCAGCAAGUCCCAUCGGCUGCGGAAGUCCGCCUCACUAAGGGAUCGCUAUGCGGAGGUGGUCAAGAAGCCGGCCAUCAGCAUGAACACCAGGCAGCAGGACGAGAUGUUUGUGCAGAACUUCCUGCAACCGAUCGAGAUGGGUCACGAACUUUUGGCGCCGGCAUCAAGUCAGCUGAAGGAGCCACAGGCCACCGAGCAGGCAAAGCGUCCAGCCAGGAGAUACAUGUUCUGUGGCAGCCUCAAGAAGAAGGUCACGCCCAUGGAAACGGAACCGGAGAAGCAGCUGGCCAACGGUGGACAGUGCGGCUCGGCCAAGAUCAAUCCGUGGAACGUGGAGGUGGCCGACGAUUGUCCCCUGUUCAAGAACUACGAUGCGGAGACGGGCAGCUGCGUCAUGCUGCCCACGAGCACCGAGGAUCUGAGCCAGCUGGGUGCACUGGAGUUCGAGGCGCGGCAGAUCCUGGCCGAGCUGGGCCUGACCUCUGAGAUGCUGAUCAACGCCAGGCAGAGUGGACCCCGCUCCGACAUCAUCGGCGCCUACAGGAUCGUGGUCAAUCGGUUGCAGAAGCAGUCCUGGCUGGCACGCAAGCACGUGGAGAUGGCCCUGCACAGCGAGCCCAAGGCGGAGAAGCGGAUUGAGAGAUCGUGCUGCAUACUCUAAGGCAUCCGAAAAUAGUUGUUGAAUGUUCAUAUUACUCUCCUGGUUCUACUGGGUCCUUGAUGGGUUCCCCGAUGGGAAAGGCAAACUGGGGGUUUCUCAGCCACUUUGCGUUUUUGAAAGGAAACUAAAGUUCAAAGAACACCAAGAUGGAUUAACAAAAAGUAGCUCAAAAGUCCCUCCUUUCUAGAGGCUAGUCCAUUUUAAUCAGCUUUCCAUAUCCAAGAUUGUUGUGUGUGUUCCCAGUGCUUGAUUUGGAACCAUCAAAUUGAGAUUAGAAAAGUUUAUAGUGAAUACAAUACAGAAUUUACCCUGAAUAUCCAAAAAAAGGAGGGAUGAAAUGCUAAAUUUUAAUGCAUUUGAAGAGCAAGCAACAAAAAUGGGUCACUUAUAGAAAAAAUUGGUCAGAUGCAAAUUGUAGGAGAAGUGGAUACUUUGAUCUGCAAAUCCCAGUUUGCCUUUCUGCGGGAAUUAGCCCGGAAGACCAGAGGUCAAGCCCAAUUAGUGUCAAUUUUCCAGCUGCGUAGCCGCGUGUUUGUUGUUAACGUAGUUUCCUACAUCCUCAUCUUGGUUACUCAUUCGAGAAAGUUCCUUGGUUCGUGUAGCUUGAGUUUGUCCAGCCGUUGAGUCCAGAGGCGGAUAGCAAAGUUGAUAUAUACAUAUAUAUAGAUAUAUACAUAUAGUCCA